Molecule: messenger RNA, 1342 nt
Organism: Anolis carolinensis (green anole)
Lineage: Eukaryota; Metazoa; Chordata; Lepidosauria; Squamata; Anolidae
Gene: gng4
Product: G protein subunit gamma 4
Exons: 3
Coding region: 141-368 (75 amino acids)
Biological process (GO): G protein-coupled receptor signaling pathway
Cellular component (GO): heterotrimeric G-protein complex
Molecular function (GO): G-protein beta-subunit binding
Source: RefSeq, a predicted model, not a curated record
CCGCCUCCUUCUCCUUCUCGGACCAGAAGCGCCUCUGGAGAUGCUGCUUUCGGGGGUCUCCGGGGCUUGAGGCGCCUGCUUCGUCGGCUGCUGCUUGGGGAGCCCGCUCCGUUUCUGCCUGCCAAUUGAGAAAAAUCAGAAUGAAAGAGGUGAUGUCUAAUAACAGCACAACAAGUAUCUCCCAAGCAAGGAAAGCAGUGGAACAGUUAAAAAUGGAGGCAUAUCUGGACAGGAUAAAGGUAUCCAAGGCUGCCGCUGAUUUGUUGGCCUACUGUGAUGCCCAUAUGGGAGAAGACCCUCUGAUUAUGCCAGUGCCCACAUCUGAAAAUCCCUUCCGGGAGAAGAAGCUCUUGUGUACUAUCCUUUGAAUUACCUAUCAAUUAAAAAUGCCCUCUGUGAAAAUACAUUACUAAUGGUGCAUGCUUUUCCUGGAGACUUCUUCCAUACAAUAACUGACUGUUAAUAAUUUUGAGAGUAGAUAUUUUAAAUGGAUAUCUAGUCUAUUGUCAUUUUUCUAUCAGUGUUAUAUUAAAUAUAUCUAUUGUCAACUGUUUGAUAAUGGAAGAAGUCGAUUUGGUUUGAGGUAUGUGAUAAUUACAUUUUCUCAGUUAGAUUUUAUGAAUAUGAUUGUUUGUGACAGAAACUGAUACCAAAAUGAGCAACAUAUACUUUCAACUUUUAAAAAUUGUUAUUUUAAGGAAGGAGAAUUCAGCAGCUAGUACGGUGCUUGACGAUAUUUUUAAACACUGGAGAUUUUCAAAAUCUAAUCUUUUCUUCCCAACCUGUUGAUAGCAGUUACUUUUUACAAAAUCAGAUACUUGCUCAGUUUUGUCUUGCCAACUGGAAGCUCCUGCCUUUGAUUUUGAUCAGAAGCGCAAUCACAGUCCAGCUUGGAGAUGCUAGGAAUCUUUUGCAUUGAGCUCCAGUCUUUUAAUUGUAUCAAAGACAAUUGCAAAUGGAGAUCCCCCUUUUAUUUCAUUACAUAGACUGCAAACCAAACUGAGUCCAUAGUGAUGUAACUCCACUGAACAAAAUGGUACACUGAGAGACUAUCAGGGUCAAUGUGGAACACAGUGUAAAUGAAAAAUUGCUGCUAGAUAUAUUUGUGGCAGUUUUUUUUAAGUAUUUAGUCUACUACAUUUAUAAUUGUUUUUUAUCCCAGGUUGGACAACAAAUACCAGAAUUCCUAGAACUCUGCAUGUUUCUAAUAUAAUGAGUAUGGAUUACUACUAAAUUAUACUGUUUAGUUUGUUUUAAGCUAUGUGCUCAGCAUUGUUGCUAUGUGACUUCAGUUAUUUUCUCUUUACCUUUUAAUAUUUUAAUAAAAGUUAUCUUGAUUUGU